UUAUGGCAAACCAAAAAUCACCUGAUAUAUGAGCAAUGCUGAGUAUUCAAUACACAAAAUUUCGGGUAUAUGGCGAAUGCUGAGUAUUGAUAUUACGGAGAAUUCAAGAGACACUCUUCAAGAAUAUAUCAUAAACCAAGAUCUAUCGGAGCCAUUCAUCUAUAAUUUUGAUAGCAUAUUGAUCGCAACGAACAAUUUCAACAUCACAAACAAACUCUGGGAAGGAGGAUUUGGUCCAGUUUACAAGGUACCCUACGAGAAUGGAAGGAAAUAGCAGUAAAAGGACUAUCUAGUAGCUCAGGGAAAGGCAUAGAAGAGUUCAAAAAUGAGACGUUGUUGAUCUCCAAGCUCCAACAUAAAAAUCUUUCUAGGAUCAUGGGCUGAUGCGUCAAAGAAGAUGAGAAGAUACUGAUUUAUGAGUUCAUGCCAAACAGAAGCUUGGACACUCUUCUAUUUGAUCCAGCGCGGAGACCUGAGCUUGAUUGGGGCAGACGCUUCAAUAUUAUUCAGAGAGGGCUUCUUUAUCUCCACCGUGAUUCUUAUUUGAAAGUAAUACAUAGAGAUUUGAAGGUCAGUAAUAUUCUCUUGGAUGAGCAAAUGAACCCAAAAAUUUCAGCUUUUGGAUUGGCACGUAUCAUUCAAGGGACACAGAAUAUAACAAAUACUCAGAAGGUUGUGGGAACACUUGGCUAUAUGUCUCCGGAGUAUGCCAUGGGCGGGAUAUUUUCUGAAAAAUCUGAUGUCUAUAGCUUCGGAGUCUUGAUAUUGGAGAUUAUUAGCAGCAUGAAGAAUACCAGCUUCUAUUACUAUGAACAACAUCUAGGUUUCCUAGCUUAUGCAUGGCACUCAUGGAAUGAAGGCAGGGGAUUGGAGUUGGUUGAUGAAAUAUUGGCAGAUUCAUAUUCCUCAUCAUAAGUGAUGAGAUGUGUACACAUUGGGCUUCUUUGUGUACAAGACAAUGCUGCAGAUAGGCCAACCAUGCUAGAUGCAGUUUUCAUGCUAAGUAGCGAGACAGAUCGUUGACAACAUAAGCAGCCAAUAUUUACCUUCCAAAACUCAGUCUUUGAUCCCCAACCAGUCUGAAAUUAUUUUCUCAGCAUUACCUCUGGUUAUUCUGAAGUGUUCCU
Molecule: messenger RNA, 1127 nt
Organism: Prunus persica (peach)
Lineage: Eukaryota; Viridiplantae; Streptophyta; Magnoliopsida; Rosales; Rosaceae
Product: G-type lectin S-receptor-like serine/threonine-protein kinase At1g61500
Exons: 5
Coding region: 424-915 (163 amino acids)
Biological process (GO): protein phosphorylation
Molecular function (GO): ATP binding; protein kinase activity
Source: RefSeq, a predicted model, not a curated record